AUGACCUUCAUCGUCAACAAAAAAUGUAGUGUCUGCCGCAAAGUCGUCAGCUUCAAUCUCGAAGAAUUGAGAUGUUGUCUUCGAAAAACCUGUCCCGACUGUGUUCUUGACAAAAUCCGGUGUCCAAAGUGCAUAGUUUUUCUUCAUGACCGUAAAAAGAAGAAAAGAAGGGGCUCCAUGAACCUAACCUUGACUAGACAGAACGCGUUUCGAGGAAAUAUUGGGGGAAAAUAUUUCAGCUCUUCGGUUGUUCUGCCUCAGACGCCUGACUGCAUAAUCAUCGAGGAUGAAUCAGAAGUCAUCCCUCCAGUGCCAAAACCAAGAAAAUCACUCCUCAAGAAAAACAGCCGCAACACUCCUCUUCAAUCAGCAAAAGUGAUCUUGAAUCUAGAUGUUGAAGAAGGCGGGAAAGCUGAUGGACUUGAAAAGACUCCCAAACCAGAUCAGAAAUGCGAGCGAUCAUGGAUCGACUUAGGCAUGGCCAGCCAGAGCUUUCUUUACGAGCAGUUCUUGUACCUUGUUUACGCUUUCAUCAACAGGAAGAAAUCUUCUUCUGGCGAGAGUUCUCAAAAGCUCGUUGUUCCUGCUCCAAAACCGGAAAAGCGAGUUUGCUCGCUUUCGUCUGAAAAGCAGUCCCCGAAGAAAGGAAAGAUUGAUAUCAACAAUAACGACGAUUGCAUAAUCCUCGCGGAUAAAGGGAAUGAAAAAGUCCCUCAAAUCCCAAAACCAAGAACAUCAAAGCUUAAGAAAAACAGCCGUAUUUCUUCUCCUCAGGAAUCAGCAAAAAUGACCUUGAAUCUGGACCAUGGAAAAGGAAAGAAAAAGACCGCCGAGCGAGCUCAGAAAUCUGAGCUUCAAAAAAGCAUGGACGGAGACAUCUUCCUUUACGAGCAACUCUUGGAACUGGUUCACGUCUUGAUCAGAUGCAAGGAGAGCUCUGAAAAUCUCGCCGUUCCCUCUUCAAAGCCGGAAGAGCAAGUUUCAUUAUGA
Molecule: messenger RNA, 990 nt
Organism: Oikopleura dioica
Lineage: Eukaryota; Metazoa; Chordata; Appendicularia; Copelata; Oikopleuridae
Source: the annotation of a GenBank genome assembly